AUGUCGUUUGAUAUCAACUGGGACCAGCUUGCCACUGAUGCUGAGUUGAAUUUGCAGUUCCAGCAGUUUCUUGACCGCCAGUUCAAGAGCAUCUCUUUCCCCCCAUACAUCACAGACGUCUGUGUCACAAAUUUUCAGUUGGGCUCAAUUCCGCCAGAAAUCACCAUCAGACACAUAGGCGAUCCCUUUCCUGAGUUCUAUACCGACGACGACGACAACGACAACGACAAUGAUGAUGAUGAUGAUGAUGGCAGUGAUACUUCGACCAAUCCUACUCCCUCUAUAUCCAACGAGAUUGGCAAUGACAGUAGUAAUAAUGGCAAUAACAUCAACAGUGACAAUGCAACGAGCAUCAAGUCAAAAUUAAAAAGCGAAAAUGAUCCAAACGAUAUUCAGUUUAUCAUCGAAAUUGAUUAUAAGGGAAACUUGUCAAUCGAAAUCUCUGCAAGUUUAUUACUAAACUAUCCCUUUCCCGGUUUUAUUCAAUUGCCUGUGAAGCUAAAACUAACAAACUUGGUGAUUCAUUCAUUGGCAAUAUUAUCCUAUUGCAAAAGAUUAAUCAACUUUUCCUUUCUAUGUGAUAUAAAUGACCCAAUUACCAAUUCCACUCCACCAAAUAUUGCCUCUACUUCCACUUCUAAUCGUUCUUUAAUUGACAUCAUCAAGAACAUCAAAAUCGAGUCUGAAAUUGGUAAUGGCGAGCCCAACAACAGCAGCAGCAGCAACAACAACAACAACAACAACCACACCUCGGUGUUGAGAAACGUUGGCAAGGUGGAAAAGUUCCUUAUUGAAAAGAUACAAAGCAUUCUUCGCGAUGAGCUCGGCUGGCCUGGCUGGAUUUCCUUCGACUUUUCCUCUACAGACGACUCUGGCGACGACGCUCUGGAAGCAGAUUCCUCUUCUUUUGCUUCUGAUUCCGACGACGAAAAAACCGCCGUGAACUAG
This is a messenger RNA of Ascoidea rubescens DSM 1968, 948 nucleotides long. It is a transcript of the gene MDM12, whose product is annotated as ERMES complex subunit MDM12. Lineage: Eukaryota; Fungi; Ascomycota; Saccharomycetes; Ascoideales; Ascoideaceae. Gene Ontology annotation, biological process: phospholipid transport; mitochondrion organization. Gene Ontology annotation, cellular component: ERMES complex. The transcript has 4 exons. Bases 1 to 948 code for a protein of 315 amino acids. The record is from RefSeq and is a predicted model, not a curated record. Gene Ontology annotation, molecular function: lipid binding.